Molecule: messenger RNA, 643 nt
Organism: Calliphora vicina (urban bluebottle blowfly)
Lineage: Eukaryota; Metazoa; Arthropoda; Insecta; Diptera; Calliphoridae
Product: ARL14 effector protein
Exons: 1
Coding region: 68-472 (134 amino acids)
Cellular component (GO): intracellular membrane-bounded organelle
Source: RefSeq, a predicted model, not a curated record
ACCAAACAAACAGAAUUUUUAUAAAAAUUAGAGAAUUUAGUAAAAUUUAUUAAAGAUUUUAAUUACAAUGGACGAUACCGAAAACUCCGAUGGCAUAGGUAUGCGUAUGUCCCUACGUGAAAGACCACGCAAGUUGCAUGCAGAACGUAGACUACGUGAACGUUGCGAUGAGCUAAAGUUCCUUGAUGAUUUCGAGCCGGAUAAAUCCAAUCGUGAAAAGCGUAAGUUAAAACGCAAACCACCAACUAAUACCCGCAGUCUCUAUGAUGAGUUUGGCAAUAUACGUCACAAUGGCAUGGAUGUUUGUGAUUGCAUGGACGACGACUGUCCCGGCUGUUGGUAUGAAUGUGAAAAUUGUGGCUCUACCAAAUGCGGUGUACAGUGUCGUGUAAAUCGUAAAUUUUUCUAUGAAUCAAUAACAUUUGAUGGCAAAGAUGCGACUAUAAGAAAUAAACAUUUUCCAACCAAGUAAAAUUUUCAAACGAUUGGUGGAUCAUGGUCCUUAAUAAGAUUUAAUAUAUUAAGAAUAAUACAAUAUUUAUAAAACAUUCAUAAAUAAAUUACACAUACAUACACACAUAUUAUUGAGAAAAACUUCAAACAUUUUUACAAUAAAUUAUACAAUAAAUAAAUGAUAAUGAAA